This is a messenger RNA of Nerophis lumbriciformis (worm pipefish), 2342 nucleotides long. RefSeq names its product protein FAM222A-like. NCBI's taxonomy places the organism in Eukaryota, Metazoa, Chordata, Actinopteri, Syngnathiformes, Syngnathidae. The record is from RefSeq and is a predicted model, not a curated record.
UGAUUGAUUGGCCACAGAGCCGGUUUCACGGCCACGGCACUUGACUUCAUUUCCCCCCCGAGCGGACGGCUCUUGGAGUGCGGCGCCGUACUCCAUCGCCUCGGUAGCUGCGACAAGAUAGACAAAAAAAAAAAAAAAAAAAUGCGGUCGUUAUUUAGGAGUUGAAUGGAGUUAGUCGCCAUAUUCGUCCUGGUGUGUAUCGCGGAAUUGAAGUGUCGAUGCCUUCGAGGAGGAAUAUACUGCCACGCAACCAAAGAUAAACAAGCCGUAUGAGAAGAGACAACUCUGCCCGCCCAGGCUGUGUGCCUUCCUAGAGCACCAUCAUGCUGGCCUGCAUUCAAAGACGGCAGAACCUCUCCUCGUCCUCGCAGCAUCUGACCUGCAUGCCGAAAAGCCUCGAUGUCCUGACGUCGCCAUUGCUGCUGCCGGUUCCACCGCCACCGCCACAGCAGCAGCAGUCAUGCAGCCAUAAAGGCGAUCCUUCACGGUACCCUUCUCCCGCCGAGCUGGACGCCUUCGCCAAGAAGAUCGCCAACAGUCCGCUCUCCAUCAAGAUCUUCCCGUCCGACAUCCGGGUGCCACAACACAAACAGCUGAGCAAGACGGUGAACGGCCUGGACACCACCGGCCAGAGCUACAGCCCGUACUCGCAGUCCUGCCACCGCGGUUUGUUGGCCAUCGGGAAGGCGACAACAAGCGCGGCCAAAAGCGUGGUGAAGAACUGUGAGGGAAGAAGGACUAAACACGCCUGCAUGGCGCCGUAUAAAACUCUGAAUAACGGCUACUCCAUCAGGCACAAGGCGUACCACGUGAACGCCUGUAAGCCCCCGGAUGUCCCGGUGGAGACGCUCUGUCCGAGCACCGCAGACCCCAGCCUGCUUUCUCGCCCGGAGCUGGUGGAGGUUCAGAGCCUGAUGAGGCAGCUGAGCAAGGUCCCCCGCUGCCCUGGGGUGGCGCCUCCGCAGCUCGGGGGCGAAGUGGCGGCCGCCGCGGUGGCCCACUCGGACUACGUCGCGAACGUCCCGCCGCCGCAGAGCGGCAUGGCGUUCAGCGGGGCGGUGCUGCCCACGCAGAGCGCCGCCCACGUGGGCGACUACACGGCGUGGCAGCAUCACAUGUAUCCGACCAGGAUGUACGGCAUCGGACAAUCACCCGACAGCUGCCUCCCUUUGCCGUCCUCGUACGGGUUGCACCCUCCCAACGCGGGCCGGGAGCGACUGGGCGCCAUGCAGGGUCACUUCUCCAUGCGACACUUUUGGGACGGCGGCGUCGCCGCCGCCACGCCCAGCGGCGACUGCUACACUCCUCAGGUGCUUGUCACGGGCACGAUGGCGGCCCAGCAUCCCCGCCUCCACCCCAACCCCUACCAGACGCAUUUUCAGCCCGCCCCUCUCCUCGCUCACGCUCAGGUCUACGGCGCGGACCAAAACCUCUGCUGCGGGCCGCCGGGCGCCAGCGUGUGCCACGCCGCGGCGCUCAGCAGGAGUCUGCAGUCUCUGGAGUGCCUCAUCAGCGAGAUCCACCCGCCCUGCAUCAAAGAGAGCAUGCUGGGCCGCGCCUACGAGGCCACGCAGAUGCUGGAGCACCACCAGCAGCCUCAUCUUCACGCCCACAUCCAGCUGCCCGUCUACAGAUGAGACGCCUCGUCGUCGCACCGCAAGACAGGAACAUCAUCAGCUGCCAUUACUCCUCAGUCACGACACCUGCGCUACUCAUCGUUUGCCGUGACAAGUGAACGCUCUGCAGGUUACAGGAACAAUAAAGUUACUUGAAUCUUGAAAGCAGCUCUGGUAACGCUACUUUUUUUUUUUUUUACUUCUGCAAUAUGAUUCUUAGGGCGGAGAUAGUUUGAGGGUGUGUGGUAUGUCUUCUUUGUCACCUUUUUAUAUCAUUUGUAUGUCGUCUGAAUCAAGCAGAAUGUUCCCUUUUGCUAAGAUACAUUUACCGGCCACUACAUUAGGUACACUACGAACACACAACUCGUUCUAAAUGUACAUUUCCAUUAACUCUUGAGGCACCGUUAGGGUAUCGAACAUGGACAUUCUGCAUUUUUGAUCCUCAAUAUAUCAGUCGCUUUUAAGGAUAAUUGGAUUAACUUAGACUGAUUAAGUCCAAUUGGAUCGGUUCGCAGCCGAGUGUGAAGCGACUGGGAUGAGAAUCAGCACCUCCAAGUCCGAGUCCAUGGUUCUCGCCCGGAAAAAGGGUGGAGUGCCAUCUCCGGGUUGGGGGAGGAGAUCUUGCCCCAAGUGGAGGAGUUCAAGUACCUCGGAGUCUUGUUCACGAGUGAGGGAAGAGUGGAUGGUGAGAUCGACAGGCGGAUCGGUGCGGCGUCCUCAGUAAUG